GCGGGCGGCCGCCCAGGCGAGGUGCGGCCUCCGCUCGGGCGGGGGGCGUCGGCGUCGCGGGGCCCCGCCAUGGCCGCGUCCGAGCUCUACACAAAGUUUGCCAGAGUUUGGAUACCUGACCCUGAGGAAGUUUGGAAGUCAGCAGAGCUGCUCAAAGAUUAUAAACCAGGAGAUAAAGUCCUCCUGCUUCACCUUGAGGAAGGAAAGGAUUUGGAAUAUCGUCUAGAUCCAAAGACCAAGGAACUGCCUCACUUGAGAAACCCUGACAUCCUCGUGGGUGAGAAUGACCUCACAGCCCUCAGCUAUCUUCAUGAGCCUGCUGUGCUCCACAAUCUCAGAGUCCGCUUUAUUGACUCCAAACUUAUUUAUACAUAUUGUGGUAUAGUCCUAGUAGCUAUAAAUCCUUAUGAACAGCUGCCUAUUUAUGGAGAAGAUAUUAUUAAUGCCUAUAGUGGUCAGAAUAUGGGUGAUAUGGAUCCACAUAUCUUUGCAGUAGCUGAAGAAGCUUACAAGCAAAUGGCCAGAGAUGAACGAAAUCAGUCCAUCAUCGUAAGUGGAGAGUCUGGGGCAGGAAAAACAGUCUCAGCUAAGUAUGCCAUGCGAUACUUUGCAACUGUGAGUGGUUCUGCCAGUGAAGCCAAUGUUGAGGAAAAGGUCUUGGCCUCCAACCCCAUCAUGGAGUCCAUUGGAAAUGCUAAGACAACCAGGAAUGAUAAUAGCAGCCGUUUUGGGAAGUAUAUUGAAAUUGGUUUUGAUAAGAGAUAUCGAAUCAUUGGUGCCAAUAUGAGAACUUAUCUUUUAGAGAAAUCCAGAGUGGUAUUCCAGGCAGAAGAGGAGAGAAACUAUCAUAUCUUCUAUCAGCUUUGUGCUUCAGCAAAGUUACCUGAAUUUAAAAUGCUGCGAUUAGGAAAUGCAAAUAACUUUCAUUACACGAACCAAGGUGGCAGUCCUGUGAUUGAAGGAGUUGAUGAUACCAAGGAGAUGGCACAUACCAGGCAGGCCUGCACUCUGCUAGGAAUUAGUGAGUCUUAUCAGAUGGGAAUUUUCCGAAUACUUGCUGGCAUCCUUCACUUAGGCAACGUUGCAUUUAUAUCUCGGGAUUCAGACAGCUGUACAAUACCUCCCAAGCAUGAACCUCUCAGCAUCUUCUCUGACCUUAUGGGCGUGGACUAUGAAGAGAUGUGUCACUGGCUCUGCCAUCGGAAACUGGCUACCACCACAGAGACAUAUAUCAAACCCAUCUCGAAGCUGCAGGCCACGAAUGCCCGUGAUGCGUUGGCCAAGCACAUUUAUGCCAAGCUCUUUAGCUGGAUUGUAGAUCAUGUCAAUCAGGCCCUCCAUUCUGCUGUCAAACAACACUCUUUUAUUGGAGUGCUGGACAUAUACGGAUUUGAAACAUUUGAGAUAAAUAGUUUUGAACAGUUUUGCAUAAAUUAUGCAAAUGAAAAACUACAGCAACAAUUCAAUAUGCAUGUCUUCAAAUUAGAACAGGAAGAAUAUAUGAAGGAACAAAUUCCAUGGACACUCAUAGAUUUUUAUGAUAAUCAGCCUUGCAUUAAUCUUAUAGAAUCUAAACUGGGCAUUCUAGAUUUGCUGGAUGAGGAAUGCAAGAUGCCUAAAGGCACAGAUGACACUUGGGCCCAAAAAUUGUACAACACACAUUUGAACAAAUGUGCGCUCUUUGAAAAGCCCCGUCUAUCAAACAAAGCUUUCAUCAUCCAACAUUUUGCUGACAAAGUGGAAUACCAGUGUGAAGGCUUUUUGGAAAAAAAUAAAGACACUGUCUUUGAAGAACAAAUUAAAGUUCUGAAAUCCAGCAAGUUUAAGAUGCUACCAGAAUUAUUUCAAGAUGAUGAGAAGGCCAUCAGUCCAACAUCAGCCACCUCGUCAGGGCGCACACCCCUCACUCGUAUUCCUGCAAAGCCCACCAAAGGCAGACCAGGCCAGACGGCCAAAGAGCACAAGAAAACAGUGGGGCACCAGUUCCGAAACUCCCUUCACCUACUUAUGGAGACCCUCAAUGCCACUACCCCUCACUAUGUACGCUGCAUUAAGCCCAAUGACUUCAAGUUCCCAUUCACGUUUGACGAGAAGAGAGCAGUGCAGCAGCUGAGAGCAUGCGGCGUCCUGGAAACCAUCCGCAUCAGUGCAGCGGGCUUCCCCUCACGGUGGACUUACCAAGAAUUUUUUAGCCGCUACCGUGUCCUAAUGAAGCAAAAGGAUGUGCUGAGUGACAGAAAGCAAACGUGCAAGAAUGUGUUAGAGAAACUGAUACUGGACAAGGACAAAUACCAGUUUGGUAAGACAAAGAUCUUUUUCCGUGCUGGUCAAGUGGCCUAUCUAGAGAAACUGAGGGCAGACAAGCUGAGGGCUGCCUGCAUCCGGAUCCAGAAGACCAUCCGAGGGUGGCUGCUGCGAAAGAAGUACCUGCGCAUGCGGAAGGCGGCCAUCACUGUGCAGAGAUAUGUGCGAGGCUACCAGGCCCGAUGCUAUACUAAGUUCCUGCGCAGAACCAAGGCAGCAACCAUUAUUCAGAAGUACUGGCGCAUGUAUAUAGUCCGCAGGAGAUACAAUAUAAGACGAUUGGCCACUAUUGUUCUUCAGUCUUAUUUGCGAGGUUACUUGGCCAGAAAUAGAUAUCGCAAGAUGCUCCGUGAGCACAAAGCAGUUAUCAUUCAGAAGUGGGUCCGGGGCUGGCUGGCUCGCACCCACUACAAGAGGAGCAUGUAUGCCAUCAUUUACCUUCAGUGUUGCUUCCGGCGGAUGAUGGCCAAGCGCGAGCUGAAGAAGCUCAAGAUCGAGGCCCGCUCCGUGGAGCGCUACAAGAAGCUCCACAUUGGCAUGGAGAACAAGAUCAUGCAGCUGCAGCGCAAAGUGGAUGAGCAGAACAAAGACUACAAAUGCCUCAUGGAGAAACUGACCAAUCUGGAAGGAAUAUAUAACUCUGAGACCGAGAAACUACGAAGUGACUUAGAGCGUCUCCAACUAAGUGAGGAGGAAGCUAAGAUUGCUACUGGACGGGUCCUCAGUCUGCAGGAAGAAAUUGCCAAGCUCCGGAAAGACCUGGAACAAACUCAGUCGGAGAAAAAGUCCAUUGAGGAGUGUGCAGAUAGAUACAAACAGGAAACCGAGCAGCUGGUAUCAAAUCUGAAGGAAGAAAAUACUUUGCUGAAGCAGGAAAAAGAGGCCCUCAAUCAUCUUAUCGUGGAGCAGGCUAAGGAGAUGACAGAGACUAUGGAGAAGAAGUUAGUAGAAGAAACAAAACAACUGGAACUCGAUCUUAAUGAUGAAAGGCUGAGAUAUCAGAACCUUCUGAAUGAGUUCAGUCGCUUAGAAGAACGCUACGAUGACCUCAAGGAAGAGAUGACUCUGAUGGGGAAUGUGCCUAAGCCUGGACACAAGAGAACAGACUCCACCCACAGCAGCAACGAGUCUGAAUACACCUUUAGCUCUGAAAUUGCAGAAACUGAAGAUAUGCCCUUGAGGACAGAGGAGCCAAGUGAGAAGAAGGUGCCUCUGGACAUGUCAUUGUUCCUCAAGCUCCAGAAGCGGGUCACAGAGCUGGAGCAGGAGAAGCAGGUGAUGCAGGAUGAGCUGGACCGCAAGGAGGAGCAGAUGCUCCGCAGCAAGGCAAAGGAAGAAGAAAGACCACAAAUUAGAGGUGCAGAAUUGGAAUAUGAGUCACUCAAGCGUCAGGAGCUGGAAUCAGAAAACAAAAAACUGAAAAAUGAGCUAAAUGAGCUACGCAAGGCCCUUAGUGAGAAAAGUGCCCCAGAGGUGACGGCUCCAGGUGCACCAGCCUAUCGUGUCCUCAUGGAGCAGCUGACCUCUGUGAGUGAGGAGCUUGAUGUCCGUAAGGAGGAAGUCCUCAUCUUGAGAUCUCAGCUGGUGAGCCAGAAGGAGGCCAUCCAACCUAAGGAUGACAAGAACACAAUGACAGAUUCCACAAUACUUUUGGAAGAUGUACAAAAAAUGAAAGAUAAAGGUGAAAUAGCCCAAGCAUACAUUGGUUUGAAAGAAACGAACAGAUCACCUGCUAUGGAUUGCCAUGAGUUGAAUGAGGAUGGAGAGCUGUGGCUGGUUUAUGAAGGGUUAAAACAAGCCAACAGGCUCCUGGAAUCCCAGCUGCAGUCACAGAAGAGGAGCCACGAAAAUGAGGCAGAAGCCCUUCGUGGGGAGAUCCAGAGCCUGAAGGAGGAGAACAACCGGCAGCAGCAGCUGCUGGCCCAGAACCUGCAGCUGCCCCCGGAGGCCCGCAUCGAGGCCAGCCUGCAGCAUGAGAUCACCAGGCUGACCAACGAAAACUUGUAUUUUGAGGAAUUAUAUGCAGAUGACCCUAAGAAGUAUCAGUCAUAUCGGAUUUCACUUUACAAACGGAUGAUUGAUUUGAUGGAACAGCUUGAAAAACAAGAUAAGACUGUUCGGAAACUGAAAAAACAACUGAAAGUAUUUGCCAAAAAAAUUGGUGAACUAGAAGUGGGCCAGAUGGAGAACAUAUCCCCAGGACAGAUUAUUGAUGAACCCAUCCGUCCAGUCAACAUUCCAAGGAAAGAAAAGGAUUUCCAAGGAAUGCUGGAAUACAAGAAGGAGGAUGAACAGAAGCUUGUUAAGAACCUGAUUCUGGAACUGAAGCCACGUGGUGUGGCAGUCAAUUUGAUUCCAGGGUUACCAGCAUAUAUCCUGUUCAUGUGUGUUCGACAUGCUGACUACCUGAAUGAUGAUCAGAAAGUAAGGUCAUUGCUAACAUCAACAAUUAACAGCAUCAAAAAAGUAUUAAAGAAAAGAGGUGAUGAUUUCGAAACCGUGUCCUUCUGGCUCUCUAACACAUGCCGAUUUUUGCACUGUUUGAAGCAGUACAGUGGCGAGGAGGGCUUUAUGAAACACAACACAUCUCGCCAGAAUGAACACUGCCUCACCAAUUUUGACCUGGCUGAGUACCGGCAGGUGCUAAGUGACUUGGCUAUUCAGAUCUACCAGCAGCUCGUGCGGGUGUUAGAGAACAUCCUGCAGCCAAUGAUCGUCUCUGGCAUGCUGGAGCACGAAACCAUUCAGGGUGUUUCUGGCGUGAAGCCCACGGGGCUCAGAAAGCGAACCUCCAGCAUCGCAGACGAGGGCACCUACACACUGGAUUCCAUCCUUCGGCAGCUCAACUCCUUCCACUCGGUCCUAUGUCAGCACGGCAUGGACCCUGAACUGAUCAAGCAGGUGGUCAAGCAGAUGUUCUACAUCGUUGGGGCCGUCACCCUGAACAACCUCCUCCUGCGCAAGGACAUGUGCUCCUGGAGUAAAGGCAUGCAGAUCAGGUACAAUGUCAGUCAACUGGAAGAAUGGCUGCGUGACAAGAAUCUGAUGACUAGCGGGGCUAAGGAAACCCUGGAACCUCUCAUUCAGGCUGCUCAGCUCUUACAAGUGAAAAAGAAGACAGAUGAUGAUGCAGAAGCUAUCUGUUCCAUGUGCAGUGCUCUGACUACUGCCCAGAUUGUCAAAGUGUUGAAUUUGUAUACUCCAGUUAAUGAGUUUGAAGAAAGAGUCUCUGUAUCAUUUAUUCGUACUAUACAGAUGCGUUUACGAGACAGGAAAGACUCUCCUCAGCUGCUCAUGGAUGCUAAACACAUCUUUCCUGUCACCUUUCCUUUUAACCCAUCCUCCCUUGCACUAGAAACCAUCCAGAUUCCAGCCAGCCUGGGCCUGGGAUUCAUAUCACGGGUCUGAAGGUGAUGUGAUGUCAAGGCAAACAGUGACAAUAAGAACCCAUUAUUUCUAGUGAGCUACUGAAAAGACAUUUUUAAAGAGACAGUACUAAUUAUCUUUCAAACGAGAGAUUAUUAAUCGGAAAUCUCCCUAAAUACUUUCAUCAUCUUGGAAAGAACGAUAGGCUUCUUUGUGCUGUGUUACCUUACCAGCAACACUCACCCUGGAUCAGUUAGGUAUCCCGAGGUACAUGCAGGUGAAUGACAGAAGGAAAAGGGAAAAAAAGGUCUCCAGCUGCCAGCAUUUAUUUUAAAUCCUUAGCACUGCAUCCAAAUGGUAUGGUAAAAAUGAAAAUUCCAGGUAUGAGCUGUUGUUAGGAAGGCACCUACAAAGAGCCUCCUCUACGCGGGCUGGAAGAAUUGAAAGAAAAAUUGCCAUUGAGUACAUAUCAUAACAGUUCAGGAAUCAGUUAUGUUGAUGCUGUCAAACUGGAUCAAAGAAAUAAACUGGCAAUAUGUAAAGUACUUGGUCAAGUAAAUUCCUUAUAUGUGUCACUAUGAUAUAGAGAUAUUAAGAGAAUGUUGGUUUGCCAUAUAGCAUAGAAGUCCAUUUGUACUGUAGUUUACUGAGCAUUUUAAAUUGCUGCUACAAACUGUGUUCUUUAAUAUAUAAACGAUAUUCUUAUUAGGCACUACAAUAAUAAGCUUCUCUUUUAUCGACUCUGUUUACAAUUCAAUCAGAUCAGUUUUAACUGGAUUAUGUGCAAAUAUAUACAGAUUCACCUGCACAAGUAGCAGACACUGGGAAGUCAUGUAGUAAUAUGACAAAAUAUUUGACAUUUAGGGAUAGGAUUAGACAAAGUGGCUGUUGUUGAUGUCAUUAUUUAUUCAGAAUGUAUUACAUUGAUGUGCUCAUUCAUUUUCCCUGGGUGGAUAUCACAUCAGGGUACAGUGUUCUGUGAAGUGACUUAUUUUUAGUUCCCAGACCAGAUUCCUGCUCUGCAUAUUUUCAAUCCUGACAGGUUUUCUUUCUUCUUCUUAAUUUAUUAAGAAUUAAUCUCAGUCACUAUCUAGAGAAGAUUCAGGUCUUGAAACCUUGAUUAUCCUAUAAAUUAUGCAAAAGAAGGUGUAUAAUAAAUACUAUGGUUCCAUUUUUUUUAGGCUUUGCAAGUUCUGUAAAUGUUCUCAGUACCACUAGAUACUUUAAGGAGCAUCGUAUUAGGAAUACUUUAAGACUUAUGUAAGGAAUACAAGAAGAUUGCUAAAUUUUACAGAGGAUAUGUUUCAAUAAAACCCAGAUCCUAUAAGUUUCAUUCUGAAAUCCUAAUUAAACAUAUUCUCAGUUUUUCCUGGAAAUCCUAGACAGUGGGUCUUUCAGGUUGUGCAAGAGCAAAUUCUUAGCUUUCAUUAGAAACUCUGGUUCUGAAUCACAAACAUAGAUUUAUAUACCUUAACUGUUAGAUGGUCUAUGAAAAAUGACAUCUUAUUAAAACAUGUGCAAUAUUAAUGGAAGUCAGUUUCAAAUCAUGAUAAAGAUUGUUAUUAAAAGAUAAACACUGUUAACUUAUUUGGGCCUCACAUUCCUCAUUUAUACAAUAAGAGGGUUGGACCCUUCCAUAUCUAAAAUUUCUCUUCUCUUGGCACUUGGAUUAUAGAGAAACUAGAUGCAGUUACUCAGUAAGUUCACCCUGAUAUGGAAAGAUCAGUGUUUGGUGCCUCUUAAUCCUGGGGGAUUAAUUAAAUGUAAAAUUACAAGUUGGUGUAGCUGUAAUCCUUCUUAAAUGUACAUGAUUUACAUGCUUUUUGAACGUGGAUUAGUUUGGGUAAUUUUUAUUGAAUCAUAUACUGCUGCAUUCAGGUUGGAUACAUUUAUUUAUUUGCAAAAUCAGCCCAAAACACUACUGAUUCAAUCAGGUUCUCUUACUUUUCCCCAGUUGUCAAUGUGGUUUUCAAUGAACUGACUCACUGCAUAGGGGAGAUGCUAAAAAAAAUGCCACCAUGGUGUAGGCUGUCCACCUCGGACUGGGAAAUCCUCUCAGGCCCUUCCCCAGCUUAGUCCCUGUGUAACAUGUCCUGUGCACACCCUGAAUCUUGUCAGGUCUUCAAGAGCACACUGUAGCUCCCACUGCCAUUGCAGCCCUUUAUCGUACCCCAGACAGCUCGUAUCCUGAAAUGUCUCUCUCUCGUCUCCUGCCUUUGUGCUGGAAAGUGCUGGAGCCUCCGUUCCACACCUGGGCCAGAAUCUCUCCUGUUUGGUGAUGGUCACACAAAGAUUCUACUAUUCCAGGCUCCAGCUUCCUCUAAGGCCUACCCAGGACCCCAGAUGGGGAUCUGAAUCAACUUCUCGUAGCAGCCUAAAGAUCUGUAGUCAUAACAAGAAUACCUUACAACCAGGGACCCCCAAUACCUGGUAAAUGACUCUGUGUGCUACUUUCUUGAGGCUGCAACAAUAAUCUGACUAGGGCUUUCCUUUAGACCCUCUGAGGACAGCUCACCCUCUCUCCAACCACAUUUUCUCACCCGGCUUGAAACCUACCUUCCCCAGCCGUCCACCUGCCCAUUCCACCCUUCACUCUUACCCUUCCCUCAGCCCAACCGUGCAUCACGUCACCUGCCUGCUCACCGACUCUGACCGUGUGCAAGGCAGCAAAUGGAGUCAGUCCUCAGUUGCCCCCCGGCCUCCCUUCAGGCUGAUAUUGUUGUUCUCGCUUCUUGGCAGUACAUUCCUUAACAUCGUCACUAAUUUGCUUUUUCAUAUCUCCCCUGUGAUACACAGUGGGAAUUCAAAGAAAGAUCUUGAAAGAACAGGGUUCUGUCUUAAUAGCUCCUUCUCAACAGUCUCCCCACUCACCUUACAUACAGACUCCGCUCACAUCUGGGAAUGCAAGGCUGAAAAAUGAGCAGUUUUCCUUGUAGCUUUUCUUCGGUUAAAGCUUUGGUCUACCUGACCUGAGAGUAACUAUAAAGAAGGGGGAAGGUCAGAUCCAGAAAGCGAUUCCUUUGGAAGUUUUGAAAAAUCUCCAUGUACCUGACACUUCUAUCAUCGAGUGCAAAAGUACAAAAAGAUACAUUCCAAAGCCUACCGGAAGGAUAUUUGGAGAUUCCGGUCAGUUUGUACGAUUUGCUUUAUUGCCUUUGUUUCAGUGGGUAUUGAGAGUUGAGUUGGCUUUUUCUGGGUGAGUAAUUAUGUGUCAUAUAGAAUAUAGAUCAGAUCUUUUAGUAACAUGUGAGGGCGGCUAACCCUAGGUAAAAGGGCACCUGUCCUAUCCUGAGAAAUCCUCACACAAUAGUCAUAUAUCCACCUGGCCUCCCCCCUCUCUCUCUCUCUCUCUCUUUUUCUCCUUCUCUGUGCCCCUCCAGCUCUCUCUCUCUCUCUCUCACACACACACACACAGAGUUACCAGAAUGUAGAGUUCCCCAGGCGGCAUCCUCAAGGAUCCCCUGGGUAACUUCAACUGUUUGGGAUGAAACAGAAAGCAAAAACGAGCGUGUGACCCUUACAAUCUCCUGCUGAGAGUAGUGCAGACCAGGACCUUGCAUCUGGCUAUGCUUUUCUUAGGCACACGUCGUCCUCUGUUACCUCAUUGUAUCCUCACAACAGUGCUGGAAGGUCGAAAGGGUAGCUUGCUGAUGAUAAUUUGAGAAAGAGAUGGUCGGUGAUGUGCUGAGGUCACACUGCCCUCCCGCGGUGCCCCUUUCCUGCUUGCAGCCCUGGCCGUGCGGUGGGCAGGUGGAGGCAGGAGACUGAAAAGUCUGCAGGGGACAUUCUGUUUCUCCUGGUACCUGUGGGGUGCCCUGGGUCAGCAAGAGGUAUUCUUUUUUUUCCCUCUCUCUCUUAUCAGAAUUGGCAACUGGCAUAUAGGAACUGAGCAAGUGCGACAUCCCAGGUUCUUCGUGCUAACAAGAUGAAGUGCCCGGAGCCUGGUGGCUUUCUCCUUGUCCGUUCCCUGCUAUACCUAGGUUUGAUUUUUAUGAUGAGUCAGAGCUCCCUUGGAGGGUGCAAUACUCUGCGUUUAGGUCUUUAAUUAGACGCAGGCCAUCUCAACCUGGCUGGAAGGCGUGCAAGCCUCCCCAGAGUGAGGUAGGUCACUCUCAACGCCCACUCCUCAGAGCCACAUAGAGCUGCCAGGUGUGCUGAGCAGCCUGCAGCCAAGCCGCCUGGCACCUCCUGAGGCCUGUCCCCGGGCCAGCCAUGUACAAGUCAGUGUGUCUGAACGUUACAGUGUGUGCAUGCUGCCAGGGUUGCCUCCGGAGCUGGGAGGGUGCUCCGUGCAUGCAUGUUAGAGGGGCUCCGGGCAUUGCUGGGGCCGCUGUUCAUGGGUAAGUGCGGCGUGAUUUCUUCUCAGGCUGUGCUGUGAGGACCGCCUUAACCCCUGCUCCCUUCCCUCCGAGAGCUGCCUUAAGUUCUCUGGAACUUCUCCUCGGUAAGGGCCUGACUUACCGGGAGAGGAUAUCUUGCCCUGUUUCUCAAGGUUUUGGGAGGGUUUUGGUUGGGUGUGGCCUCCAACCAUGGAUUCCUGUCUCUCCUUCCUGCAUGACUGUCCCUCCUGGGACUUCGCCUUCCUUUCUUUUCUGUGAUCAAACAGGUAUCAGAACUCAGCACCAGUCUCAGAGCCGGUGAAUGUGGGCAGAGAGAGUGGUCCUGAGUUUGGGGGGGGCUUUGUGUCACAAGGAAGCAAAUGAACAUAUGGAAGAAAUAGAUAAGUUAGCUUCUUGGUAAUGCUUGAAUGGCAUGUUUCCCCCUGAUCUUUUCUUAAUACAGGUAAAGGGUACAACUGUAAGGCAUUCCAUAGACAUGCUUUAAAAAAUUUUUUUAGGAACCCUGUACUAUAUAUAAAAGUUUGAAUGAAAACAGAGAAGAGUUCUGUAAGUUCUAAUCCAUUGCAUUACCCCAAAUUAAAUCAACUUGGAGUUAUAUACAGUAGAUUUCUCAGUAGAUCACGAACUGAAAGGUACUUUGUAAAAUAGCUGCCAAAAUGCAUUUUUGUACAUUUUUUAAUUUUCUAAUUUGGUCUAGCGAAAAUGUUCAUUAGCUUAACUUCAUGAGUAUCAUUAGCUUCCUAAAAUGACUGAAAAUGACUAACGUUUCCUUAGUAUUGUGAUACAGCUUGAGAUAUUUGAAAGAAACAUGUUUUUCGAGUGGAAACUGGUAUGUAUAAUUCAAUGCUUGGUAGGUCAGUACAUUUUCAUGCAUUUUGCAGUCAAUAGUUUCAAAUAUCUUAUUGUUACCGUAUGUUAUAAAACUUUAGCCUACAUUUCAGGCUCUCUAAAUCACUUGAGGCAUUUAAUAUUUUCCAACAAAUGGUGACUUUUUCCUUUAAAUGUGGAUAUGUAUGUUGUAAUUUAUGAUUGCUGGUUAUGUAUUUUUUGUGGACUCCUGGAGUAAUGUUCACUUUUUUUGCGCCCUUGGAAAAUUUAAAUUGCUCUACCAGUGUUACACAGAAAUGAGCUCAUCAUGACAUUUAACAUAUUGUAUUUGAAUUGCUAAUUUUAAUUAUUAAUUUACUGUGAAAUGGAUAUGUUGUUUAACUACAAUGAAACUGAACAUUGCAGUUUUUCAAAUAUUUUUCCUUAUUGGAUCUGGAAAAGGAGUUCUAUUUUGAUCUACAUCGAAAAACAUGAUACAGUUAAUCAUUGAAAAGUUCUUAGGUAAAAUAUUCAUCCAUUAGGAAAGAAGCAGAAAUACUAAGAAGUGAAGGGCAUUAUCAACUAACUCUGGUUUUAAACUGAAACUGUCCCAGCAUACCUUAUGUGGAAUUUUAAAAAAUAAAUUAAUAAUUCACCUCAUAUCAACAAAAGCCUUUGAAACAUGGGUUUUCACUAGUUAUCAUCUAGUGCUAAGAUGAAAACCAAAACAAUAUCAGAUUGACAUUUACGCUCUAAAUUUGUAGUUGUCUAAUGUUGUCCUUAGUAAAUGUGCAUCAUUAAUGCUGUAUUCUCCUAGCUAUUAUAGAAAUUGUUCAAAUAAAGAUAUGGAA
Molecule: messenger RNA, 11668 nt
Organism: Neomonachus schauinslandi (Hawaiian monk seal)
Lineage: Eukaryota; Metazoa; Chordata; Mammalia; Carnivora; Phocidae
Gene: MYO5A
Product: myosin VA
Exons: 42
Coding region: 70-5712 (1880 amino acids)
Biological process (GO): vesicle transport along actin filament; actin filament organization
Cellular component (GO): cytoplasm; actin cytoskeleton; myosin complex
Molecular function (GO): microfilament motor activity; actin filament binding; ATP binding
Source: RefSeq, a predicted model, not a curated record